AUGUCAACUCCUGAUGACAAUUUAUUAUGUUUAAUUAAUGAUGCAAAAUUGAAAUUUAAUCAAUAUGCUGAAACUCAAACUAAUUUUCAAGCUCCACAAGCACAUAUUUCAAUUGAAUCAGAAACAAAUGAUACUACUAAAGUACAUAUAGAUGUAGAAUAUAAUGGAAUACAAUAUCAUUUUGAAUCAGUAGAAGAAAAAGAUAUAAAUAAUAUAUAUCAAUAUUUAAAUAGUCAACAUUCUGUAAGAGCAAAAUAUGCUAGUGGUAAUACUCCUUCUCUUAAAGAUACAACUGCAAGAAUACAUACACUUAUCAAUAGAUUUAAAGAUAAAAAAUCACGUCUAUAUCUCUAUAGUGGAUUCACUGUGUGUGAUUCUGAAACAGAUAUGUUUUUAGGCUGUGCUAAUUUGGGAAGUGGAUCUGAACCUGGUACUUCAGAAAUGGCUUUCUUAAAUAGACAAGAUUGUUGGAGUCAUCCAAUUGAUAUAACUUUAACUAAUACAUUGGCAGAUAUGAAAACUACGAAUAAAAAAAUUUAUUCUGGUAUUGGUACAGUAGAAGUAUGCACUUUAUUACAAUAUGGUGCUCGAUUAAAACAAGAUGGUUAUACAAUAGAUGGUCAUCCACUUAAAUCAAUAGUUGCUACUGCAAGACUAGAUAAUGAAGGCUCUUGGAAAUCUUGUGCUAAAGCUGGAAUGACAUUAUAUGAUGUGGGUGUAGUUGAUCAUUAUGGAUCUAAAAUACGUUAUCAAUUACAAAAAAUUAUGUGA
Molecule: messenger RNA, 771 nt
Organism: Adineta steineri
Lineage: Eukaryota; Metazoa; Rotifera; Eurotatoria; Adinetida; Adinetidae
Source: the annotation of a GenBank genome assembly